Prunus persica (peach) is the source of this 1075-nucleotide messenger RNA. Its product is annotated as cyclin-U4-1. The coding region runs from base 1 to 612 and encodes 203 amino acids. The record is from RefSeq and is a predicted model, not a curated record. Gene Ontology annotation, molecular function: protein kinase binding. Gene Ontology annotation, biological process: regulation of cyclin-dependent protein serine/threonine kinase activity. The transcript is spliced from 2 exons. Lineage: Eukaryota; Viridiplantae; Streptophyta; Magnoliopsida; Rosales; Rosaceae.
AUGGCAGAGCUAGAGAACCCAAUAGUGAUGACAAAGGUCAUCACAUUCCUCUCUUCCUUGGUUCAAAGGGUGGCUGAAUCAAAUGACAUCAAUUGUGAAUUCCAACCCCAGAAAAUCUCAGUCUUCCAUGGCCAAACCAGGCCCCCCAUAGCAAUACAGGGCUAUUUAGAGAGAAUUUUCAAGUACGCCGAUUGUAGCCCAUCUUGCUUAAUUGUUGCAUAUGUUUAUCUGGAUCGGUUUUCUCAGAGGCAACCCGAUUUGCCUAUCAAUUCGUACAACGUUCACCGGUUGCUGAUUACUAGUGUUAUGGUGGCUGCAAAGUUCAUGGAUGACAUGUACUACAACAAUGCCUAUUAUGCAAAAGUUGGAGGCAUCAGCACAAUAGAGAUGAAUUUUCUUGAGGUGGAUUUCCUUUUUGGUUUGAACUUCAACUUAAAUGUGACCCCCUCGACCUUCACCACCUACUGUUCCUACCUCCAGAGAGAGAUGCUCUUAGUGCAGCCUCCUCUAGAUUCUGCAGAUUCUUCUCUUAGUUUAAUCAAAUCACUAAAGCUCCAGUUGUGCUUUGAUGAGGGUGAAACCUCCCAUCAGCAACAGCAGCUAGCUGUUUAAUUAAAAGCUCUUAAAAGUACUAUAUUUGGGCUGGCAAAAUGAACAUUAGAUAUUUUUGUGCGUUUUCUUUUCUUUUCUUUUUUGGGUUUUGUAAUUGAAGUUAUGUACAGAUGAGAUGAGUCUUGAAUUUCCAGUCUGGAGAAGCAAAGCAAUGCCUCUAAAUAGCUUGUUUGGUUUAUAGAUACUUGUUCUCAUCCAUAAAUGUUAGGGUUCUCUCUUGACUCUUAGGUUGCCAUGCAUGCAUGGCAAUUUGCCCAUACUUGGUCAGAAUUUCGAAGGAAUUUGAGUGGCGAGUAUAAAACCUUAUUUGAUGACAUGGGCAAAGCACUCUUUUAUUUUAUUGUAGUCAUAUUUUGGUGUUGCAAGUUGGUUUUGGUUGACAGUAAUUGAUCUUGAGCUGGGAACAACGAACAUGUGCAAUCAUGGGCCACUGAUCCGAUCCGAUAACCUGUUAAGUUAAGGA